AUGAUCGAUCAAGAGGAGCAAGCUGACCAAAAGUCGCAGCGAUGCUUUUCGUGCCGACAAAGAAAGGUCAGAUGCGACCGCAUCCACCCCACAUGCGGCGCCUGCACUCGACUAUCGCUAUCCUGCUCAUGGGAACCGCCAUGGAAAUUCAAAGAUCAGAGAAGAUUCGUUGAAAGAAGGUACGAUGUGACUGGAUUGAUCCCGAGCCGCCGCACGUGGGACAAACUCGAGUUUGUCGACAACGUAUGUUUUCCCUCGCCUCAGAGUCUCAGCAGCGCAGACGACACCGGCUCGAGAUCAAGCCCACGAUCUCCCGUGAGAGAUCUUCAGUUUCAAUUGCCAGUCUCGGUUGAUCCUGCUCCCUCGACACGCUUGCAGAUGCUGGCAGUUGCGUUACAGCAUUACUUGCCGUAUGACGAACAAAAUUAUCGAUGUCAAAGCAUCGAACAAUGGCCAACUUUGAACGUUCUCAAUUUCAAAAACACUUCACUCAUAACUGCAGAUCCGCUUGUGAAUGCUGCAGUGGAUGCUUUCACUUUGGCGCAGGCUGCCAUUUCUCUGACUGAUCCUCGCCUUGCUUUUGCGUCAAUUCGACGAUACAACACAUGUCUGCAGGUCCUUCGAGUUGUGUUGAAAGCAGAGACCGGCCAUAGGAAAUGCGAUAUCCUGCUAUCCAUGCUUGUGCUUCAGACAUUAGAGUAUACGCGUCCAACAGCACAGCCAGGAGGAUAUUUUAUGCACAUACAGGGUAUGGCGCAUUUCCUUGCAAAAGAGGUUCCGCAGCGUCUGAGCAGCUGCUACGAGACUAUACUGUUUCAAAGUGCAAGACAAGCAUCCAUAUUGUCGAGUAUUGCUCUAGGCAAGCGCACACCAUUCGAUACAGAAGAAUGGAUCUCGUUGUCACAGUCGGCCCCUCUUGUCACUAGCGAGACACGACUCUUGGAUAUCGCUGUCAAGAUACCUAAUCUACUUGUCCCGGACCAUCACAACAUGGGCGACUCUCUGCAUCUGUCAACCCUACUCGCGGUCCAGCGAUCUCUGGGCCACUGGAUUGAGGCGUAUCGCAACCAGAAAAUGGUUAUCCUCCUCCAAGCCUUUGACCCUGCCCUAUUCCCCGACUUCGCCCAAGUGGUGUCACACGAUCUUGGAGGCCGCCAGGUGCUCUUUUGCGCCUCUUUUAACGACGCUUGGUACUUGUCGUUGGCAUGGUCACUCUUGUUCAUUGUCCAAUCCGCUCACCUCUACAUUUUGGUUAGCUCUUCCGAGCCUACUUUGGAGCUCGAGUGCCAGCAACUCAAGGUCUCGUUGCAAACCACUGCAAGCGCUUUAUGCUCAACCAUACCACAAUUCUUCGAUAAGACAUGGGGAUUUGUGGCUCGGUCCAGCAUUAAUCUCUCUCUGCAACUGCUCACUUACUACUAUCAGAGCGUUGGAGAUGAUAGCAUGAUCGAAUUCUGUCUCAGGGUAAGGCGUGCACUUGGCCGUCCAGAGCUUGGUCAUGAAAUCGUCACCGAAACCGAGGAGAUGGCUUUUGAACGUUAUUUCUCAUCACUCAGAAUCGCCGAGACGGGUCGCGACGCAAGUUGA
Aureobasidium melanogenum CBS 110374 is the source of this 1587-nucleotide messenger RNA. RefSeq lists its product as uncharacterized. Gene Ontology annotation, biological process: regulation of DNA-templated transcription. The transcript is spliced from 2 exons. Gene Ontology annotation, molecular function: DNA-binding transcription factor activity, RNA polymerase II-specific; zinc ion binding. The record is from RefSeq and is a predicted model, not a curated record. The coding region runs from base 1 to 1587 and encodes 528 amino acids. Lineage: Eukaryota; Fungi; Ascomycota; Dothideomycetes; Dothideales; Saccotheciaceae.